Molecule: messenger RNA, 535 nt
Organism: Calliphora vicina (urban bluebottle blowfly)
Lineage: Eukaryota; Metazoa; Arthropoda; Insecta; Diptera; Calliphoridae
Gene: SLIRP1
Product: SRA stem-loop interacting RNA binding protein 1
Exons: 2
Coding region: 172-435 (87 amino acids)
Molecular function (GO): RNA binding
Source: RefSeq, a predicted model, not a curated record
AAACUGUCAAAACACAGCUGUUUCAUUAAAAAUGUCAUCAUUUUUCUAACCUCAAAUUUUUGUUGAACAAAAUAAAUUUCAUACAUGCAAUUGUUGUUAGAGAAACAAGAAAACUUUGCUGGUUACUAAAUCCAGACAACUUUACGCAAUAGAAAACUCCGUUCAUACCAAAUGGCCACAGCAACAAAGGCGAGUAAAAAUAUUUACAGACUAUUUGUGGGUAAUUUACCUUGGACAGUUAGUCAUCAGCAAUUGAAAGUGUAUUUCAAAGAUUUUGGUCGUGUAAUCAAUGCGAAUGUAAUAUUUGACAAAAAGACCGGUCUAUCAAGGGGUUAUGGAUUUGUAACAGUCAACAGCUUGAAUGCAGUGGAAAAGAUCGAAAACGAACAGAAACACGUCUUGGACGGCAAUUAUUUGAAUAUACAAAAAACCUAAACCAACUAGCAAUAUUUGUAUUGCAAGCAUUUAGUUUUAUAAGUUAAACAUAAUUAAAACAAACAGAAUAUAAACAAAUAAAAGCAGAGAAUAUGUACAA